AAAUGGGGCUGGCCCAUUGCAAGUGCCACCAAUGAUGUGGCUCGUCUGCACGAGUAGUAAGUAACAACAGGAGGCCAUGCAUAUGCUGUGUGUACUGUGCAGAUCAAGAGGGUUGGGGAGAGAAAGAGAAAAUGAAAUCAUUCAGUGCAGUGAGUGGAUGUGUCAUCUGAGAUUUCUGCUCCAUUCCAACUACAAAUGUGAGAAUGUGACGAGUCGGGAGAUCAGGAGGGUUGUAGAAACGGAGGCGGCCAACACCUUCACAGAGGAGCAGCAGUCUGGUGUGGCGCACUACAUGGCCCAUUCAACCUCCGUUGCAAAGCAACAUUAUCGGAUGAGGACACUUCACAAGACUGUUGUCACUAGCAACCUGCUGCAGAGCUUAAGAGGAUCUUCUCCUGAGGAUUCAACUGACGGGAGGGCUGGUCAGUCACAGAAGAGAGGCAGAGAGGAAGAGACUGAUUCGGAAGAGAAAGAAACGGAGAACAUGACAGCGUUUCUCUCCAAAUUCCCCGUAACAUUGAAUGGGCAGCCUCCAUGCAAGCGGAUCAGAGUCAGUGCUGGGUUCAGUGAAGGCAGGGUGCUGUAUGACAGGUGGAGGGUUAUGCAGCGUGGCAUGCGGGAGGAUCAUCUCUUGUCCGUGUUUGUGAGACGAGCACCCACGGUUCAGACUGUGGCAAGGCGCAUCGAGAAGGAGGGCUGGAGUGGCAACACUCCCCAAGCACAGCUGGUAGUGUCCAAGUGGCGUCCACCCACUCAGACACAGGUGGAAAGUGACCCAAGGAUCAUAAAGAAGGUCACCACUCAGAAGUGGUCAGGUCUGACCAUCAAGGAUUUUGGUGAGCCAAAGGGGAAAGGAGUUGUUGCCACCAAGCGCUUUUCAAAGGGCUCCGUAAUCUGCGAUUACCAUGGCAGGGUAAUCACAAAGGCAGAGGGGAAAAGAAUGAUGCAGAGCAUGGACAAUGAGAUGGGCUACCUUUUCUUCUUUCAAGAGCUCUGCGUGGACGCCCAGACGUUCCCCUGUGAGUGUCAUCCGCACACGGAGACAGUGGGACGGCUCAUGAAGCACUCGAAGAAAAGGUUCAACGCAAAGCCCCGUCGCUGCAAGCUAAAGCUACCCCAAGGAGAAACAGACACCAUCCUCCUCCUGGCCAGCAAGGACAUCGAAGUGGGUGAGGAGAUCCGCUUUGACUACGGCGUGUGCAGGCAGUCAUUCUCAGGGGAAGGACUGGACCUGGAAUGGCUGGAUUCUUGAUCCAGCACUGUACAGUGGUGAGGCAUUUAUAUCAUUUGUUUUCUGUUACUAGUCACGUUCAGACUUCAAGUCUGUGCUGUUACUGCUGUACAUCAUGUUAACCCCUGUGUGUCCCUCUAUCUCCCCUCUGAACACCCACGACAUGGCAGUAAACACACAGAUCCAUUUUGACCAGCAGACUGUGAUCUGAACAGAGGGGAGACUGAACCACAACCGAGAGAAAAUCCUGUAUACUCACUGUGGGGUCUCCCUUCUAACCAGUGUCUCUCUCCCCUCCAACUUCUUGUGAGUGCCUCUGGACUGGAGUUCACUGUUUCCCACUGGUGGAGCUCCAAACUACUGUUACAACCCAGCUCAGGGGUUACAACAAAAUCCUCAAAAAAAAUACCUUCAAAAUAUUACAUAAUCAAUUUACAGCUGUGGAUCAUGUGACAGUGUCAACAAUCCAAUAAUGUAACCUGACCUGCUUGUCACCUAACACAAACGUCCUCGGCAACUCUGGUACCUGAGAAGUUAUUUAAGAGUAAGGCUGAAGAGGAGACAAAGCAAGAGCAGAGUACAAAUAUUACAUGAACACAGUUACACAAGACCCACUCCAACCUAGCCCUCUAAGGCAGAGGCGCCCUCGACAAAGCGUCUGCCAGGAUAUUAUCUUGCCCUUUAAUGUGGCGUAUGUCUAAAUCAUGACCCCGUAAAAAGAGAGACCAUCUGACUAGUCGUAGUGAAAUUUCUGCAAAAACUUCUAUAAUAACCGACUAGACCCAAAAACCGCUGGAGUUCUUUCUUUGUAGUAGGCUGUGGGAACUCGCACACAGCCAGCACCUUGGCCUGCACAGGAAAAACUUUACCCUGACCAACCACACGGCCCAGGUAAGUAACAGUGGCUCUAGCAAACUCACAUUUGGUCAAGUUUACUGUCAACUGUGCUUCAGCCAACCUCGCAAACAAAUCUUUUACUCAUUGCAGAUGUGAAUGCCAUGUGUCACUAUACACAACCAGAUCAUCUAAAUACACUGAACAGCCGUCUAAUCCGUGCACAACCCGGUUCAUUAGAGGCUGAAAGGUGGCCGGAGCGUUCUUUAAACCAAAGGGCAUAACGGUGUAUGAGUAGAGACCUGCAGGAGUAACGAAAGCAGCAAUCUCUCUCUCGCGCGCCCCGACAAGGGAACCUGCCAAUACCCCUUCAGAAGCUCAAACUUUGACACAAACUUGGCAGAACCCACACUAUCUACACAAUCUUCCAUGCGUGGCAACGGGAAUGAAUCGGAUUUAGUGACAGAAUUAACCUUCCUCAUGUCUGUGCAAAACCGCAGUCUGAUCUAAUUUCAGGUGUAACAACCGGGAAUGCAGAUAACACAAAGACUCAGAAUUCUUUAACCUACCACUCAACAGACUGUUAUCAGGCUCAGGAACGCCGUCUUUCUCCUGCACCACAGCACAGGCGUCCACGGCGAGCGCUGGACCCAUGUCACUUUUUACGCACUCACCUCUGGUAAUACGGCUUCAGCAGGUUCACAUGAUAUAGCAGAGACGACCUUCUUCGACCUGGUGUAGCGACACAAUAGUUAACACCAGAAACUUUUUCAGACACAGUAUACGGGCCAAGAAAUUUAGCCU
Mugil cephalus (flathead mullet) is the source of this 2869-nucleotide messenger RNA. RefSeq lists its product as uncharacterized. Bases 77 to 1252 code for a protein of 391 amino acids. The record is from RefSeq and is a predicted model, not a curated record. Gene Ontology annotation, molecular function: protein binding. The transcript is spliced from 4 exons. Lineage: Eukaryota; Metazoa; Chordata; Actinopteri; Mugiliformes; Mugilidae.